AUGUGGAAACAGAUUUGGACCAUAAAUGGGCUGUGCUGGGCUUUUAAUAAUGAUAGGGACGCUCCGCUGGUGAUAGAGCAGCCAGGGCCAAGCCACGGCCUCAAGCUCGUGCUCAACGCUGAGAGCUACGAUCGUCCUCUGACUUGCGGAGCCGCCGGGAAUACACAAGCUGAAAAUGGGUUUAAGGUGCUAAUCUACAACCAGACCGAUCUACCAGUUUCAACCGCUACUGGAGUCAGUUGCAUAGAACAAAACUGCCAGGCACGGGCUGUCGCGUCGAAACCAAAGAAUCGCUGGCUGCGGACCUGCGCCGGCCGCAUCUACCACGAGGCUUUUGAGACUCGGUGCAACUGCACCUUCCGUCAUUUGUACACCGGAUUGGAUAUCAUUCCCGAGGGCGACAUUUGUGAUGUGGAGAUGUACUUUGGAUGCGUGCGGUAUAUUCAGGAGGGAAUUGCCGCUCUCACGGAAAAUCGGACGAAGCACGAGUGUCUGCCGACUUGCGAACAAUUGGAGUUUGUAGCGCAGCAGGACCUCAGCGAGCUGCCAAAACACGUGCUGCCCCACGACAAGGUGUAUUGGCACGAUUUGAUCCAAACCCAGCGCCAGGAAGUGAUUGGGCGCGACGAGAAUGGCGAUCGCCUGUACCGGGAGACGUUUGUGGAUUGCGAAAAAUCGGAUCAACUGACGCCGGAACAGGUAGCCGGCCUGAAGGCCCGUAUGGAAGAUAUCAUGGAAAAACGUUCCCGCUAUGAGGAUCUGGAUCGGAGAGAGUUCCAGGAGCUCAUCAAUGCGUACAUGUACACCAAAGGCGUGAUGAGAGACGAAGGUCUCCCCGUCGAUCCGCUUGAGCGAAAUUUUUCCAAAACCGUCAUUGAUGCGGCGGCGUACUGGACCGAGAAGUUUGCGCCGUGCAGAGAUUGGCUACAAGCAGGCUUGAUCGACGAAUUCUCCAACGGCACAAAACUGGCACAGUUACUGAACACGAAUGUUGGUGAUGUCGUCAAGUGGAAGCGGUUGGAGCGGCUCGAUACCUUUAACAACGCGUUGAGAGAUUAUCAAGCGUUUGGUCAGACGAAGUACCUCUUUGCUGAUGCGUUUUUGUUCUUGAAUAUCGACUACAUCUUUCAGCAUGAUUUUCCAAAGAUGUGGCAUCAACCAAUCGAUGAUCUC
Mesorhabditis spiculigera is the source of this 1173-nucleotide messenger RNA. Lineage: Eukaryota; Metazoa; Nematoda; Chromadorea; Rhabditida; Rhabditidae. The record is from the annotation of a GenBank genome assembly.